AUGCUUGGUGUUGGCUUGAAUAUAGUGUUGUUUUGUGUUCUUUCGUGUGCUUUUGGAUCCGAUAAAUACUGCAAUACUUGUAUAAAGUCUGGCAAGUGGUUAUUUGUUGGAAAAACAGUACAACCAUGGAUUUCUAGCGGUGCUAUUAGUAUUAGUCGAAAUUUAAUGCCAACAAGAAGUCGAGCUGGAUAUACUAAGUCGAGAGUUCCGUUCUACAGUAACUGCUCGGCAACAUUUAAUAUUGAAUAUCUUCGUAUGUGUGGUGACAUCAGUCCUAAUCCUGGACCUAAAUCUACCAGAACAUGUACAGAAUGCGACCGAGUUGUUGCUAAAAAUCAUCGAGCGACAAAGUGUGAUGGCUGCUCUAUGUGGACUCACAUCAAAUGUGGAGAGAUGCCACCAAAACAGUAUCGGCAAAUGAAAUUAUCUGGUAAUAUUUCACACACUUGCCGGUCAUGCUUUGAAAUACUAAAGGAGUUUCCCUUUGCUAAUACAAGCCUAAAUUCUAGUAAUGGUUCUAGUGAUGACUCAGCCUCAGACAAGCAAGACAUUGCAUCAGUUUGGGCUGAUUACGACAAUAUUAUUGAAGGCAAUCCAAAAAACGUUAAAACCGGUCAUUUAAAUGCAAAUAGUAUUGGCGGUUUCAAAUUUUUCGAAAUAAAAACAUGGCUACUUUCAGGAAGAUUUGAUGUGCUUGUUAUUUCUGAAACCAAGAUUGAUGCAAGUUUUCCUGAUAGUCACUUUCGAGUUGAUGGCUACCGCUUUUGUCGCAGCGAUAGAAAGGCCGGUGGGGGAGGGCUUAUCAUUUACGUUAGGAGCGAUAUUUGCUUUGUUAGAGCAAACCAGCUCAAUGGUUUAAAGUUUGUGCAAGAUUUGCAUAGGGCGCCUUUUCAUAUAAUGGCUAUAUUCGAUGAUGUGGAUGAUAUGUUUUACGCAUUUGAACAAUUGUAUGUUGAAAUCCUAAAUGAGCAUGCCCCUUUGAAACAGACAUGCAGUCAUUAGGGGAAAUCAGGUACCAUAUAUGACUGAGGAAUGGCGUAAGGAAAUAAGGCAUAGAAAUAAAUUAUGGAAAAAAUUCAGAAGGGAUCGCACAAAUUGAAAUUAUGAUCAGUAUAAAAUUCAGCGUAACAAAUGUACCUCCUUAAGACGAAUGGCAAUAAAAGAAUAUUUUUUGAAAAAAUCGACAGAACCUGAAAACCCACGAGAGUUUUGGAAUGCAUAUCGUCCAUUUUUGCACAGUAAAUCAAAACAAGCUAAUGAUAUUGUUCUUAAAGACAAUGGUGUAGUGAUAAGUGAAAAAGGUGAAAUUGCCGAACUGUUCAAUGAAAAUUUUCUUAAAGUUGCCGAUGAUGUUGGACUUAUUAGCGAAAGAGAUUACGGUAAAGACUUCGAAGACCAUCCAAGCAUUAAAGCCAUUCAUCAGCAUAUUAGAUAAUCGGGCAUGCCUUUCUGUUUUGAAUUUCAUCACACAAAUGAAGGUGAGGUAAAAAACCUACUUUCUGCAAUAAAUGUUAGAAAAUCGCGUGGUUAUGACAUGUUAUCGCCGAAGCUAAUUAAAGAAUCAGCAGGUAUAAUUGCUACGCCAAUUGCCAACAUUUUGAAUGCCUCCAUUAACCAGAACUGUUAUCCGAGUGCUUGGAAAAAAGGGCAAUUAACGCCUUUAUUCAAAAAAGAUGACGAAUUUAGCAAAGCCAACUAUAGACCUGUGACAGUCUUACCCGUGUUAAAUAAUAUAUAUGAGAGGUUAUUAGCCGCUCAAAUGGAUGAAUUUUGUACAGCGAUUUUAUCUGAUUAUAUCAGCUCUUAUCGUAAAUGUUUUAGUUGUGAGACAGCUCUAUUACGGUUGACUGAGGAUUGGCGGAAAAUGCGCGAUAAUGGGGAAUUAGUUGCUGUAGUUGCUCAGACUCGUCCCCAGUCGCUUUAAGAGCGAGCGCGCGGCCAGAAGUGGGCGCGUAGAGGCUCACGGCAAGGGCGAAAGAAGAAAAUUUAGCGACUGGCAGAUUACUGUGAUUUUUCUUGCAAGAAAUUGGUUUUCUUGCAAACUAAUAUUUUAUGCUUCAAUUUUGGAUUUUUUGACAUUGGUAUACAUAAAUCGAUCAUUUUAUGAUGUAGUCUCUGCAAAGUGCGUAUUUUUAUCAAGUAUAUCGGCCUUCAAUUGGUCAAGUCUGCAGUACUUCAAAAUGGCGGACUUUGAUGAACUUAGAUGAUGAGUCUAAAAGAUAAUAUAAUACAUUCUACCACUUGAAUGUCUUGAAUUUGUUGACCCUUUGCGUAUACUAAAGAAAUUAAGAAACUGGAAUUCAUUAUACGCUCGGCUGAUUAGCGCCAUGUUGCCUUGUUUCAAGUUGUAAUUUUUGUCGUUCUGAACUAUAGACUUCAAUUCCAUAAAUUCAGAUGAAUGUCCUAAGACCAGCACUCCUAGAACUCCUAAAACGAGAAAGUUACUGCCAUUUGACGUCAAACACGACCUAACACCAGAUUCUAAGAGUCCGGGAUUACCAAGAACUAAAUGCAGGAAAGUUGUUCAAGGUUGGAACUUGUAUUUUUAAUAAGUCACUUGUUUGAAUGUGCAGGUGAUGUUAGCACAUUUGUUCCUGGAGAUCUUCAGGGCUCUUUAAAGAAUAUAUGCAUCAAAACAGAUGGGUUGAGGCCUUAAACAAGAGGAUGUUGUUACUGAUGAUCUUAGUGUAAAAAGCCACCUUUCAAGAGCUUUGGCAGCCAUAUUUCCUAACUGUGAAAAGGGUGUUGUGCGAACAUAAACAAAUAUAUAUAUUCUUUUUACAUGUGUAAAAGCUGAUGUGCAUAUGCAAUACAUGAUCAAUCCAAUUCAUUACAUUGUAUUACAAAUGACAUAAUAUUUUUAUAUUUGUCUGGUAUAUUGUGUUUUGGUUAAUCUUCCUCAGGAUGCUACGUCACAGAAUAAGGUACACAGAAGGUCGACUUCUUGGCGUAACCCGUAAUCAAAUGCUGAUGUCAUGGUCCUAGGCAGUGCACGUUUGAGAGGCAUUCACUCCCCUGAUAUUAUUCAAAAUGGUGAACGUCCAGGGGGGAAUCCCUAUUAAACGCGCACUGGCUAGGACCAUGGCAUCAGCAUUUUGAUGAAUCAUGGCGUGGCAACGGUUACUCAAGUCAACCUUCUGUGUGCCUUAUUCUGUGUCUACGUGCCCCUCACUCACCUUCCACCCCUGAAUUUUUCUGCACAACCACCCACCCCCCACCAUGCAGAUAACAUAUGAAAGUAUAAAGCUUUAUUAAGUUAAUAUAAUAGACAUGCUGCUCCACUACAUCAUGUACACUAACUGUAAUUAUAAUACAUUUUAAUUUUAAAUUAAUUUAAAAUUAUUCACUGUUAAUAAUUCCAUUGAAGAAGUCCAAUUAAAAUGGUUCAAAAUUAAUCCAGCUUUUGUGUCUUCAAUUUCCAUACAUCUUGCUUGGUACUGCAGUAUUUUUCCACCCAGAUCAAGAUUAACCCUUUAAGUGGCAAUGCACCCUGAUAUGCCCUACAUUAUUAUUUUACUCUGUCUAACACCAGACAAUUUACUCAUCAGGGGAGAGUGCUGUCACUCUAGGGCUUAAUUGGGAAACCAGGGUGAGUCGGGACAAAUUUCCAAUUGUGUGAUAAAUGGUGUUCCAAUUGUAAAAUAAUUCUGGAAUAAACAAGAAUAUAUUAUAUGUUGUAAAGUUGAGUACAGAAAUGAUGAUGGGAAAAACAAGAGAUACCAGAACCAUUGGUGGUGCAAUUAUCAGACUUAAUGGUAUAACAAUCAAAAGUCAGUGCCGUAGUAAGUUCGAUAAUGGGAGGGAGGGCUCAUAUUCAUAUAUUCAUAUUCACAGUCCAUAAAAACAAUCAAUUUCAAAAGAAAUUAAUAACGCAGAACACGAAAAUAUGAAUAUGAGCCUCCCCCAAUUAUCGAGCUUGCUAAGGCACUGAAAGUGGCCCUAAACGUUGGCCAUGAUACAAGGUAGAAAUUACCUUAUCAUUUCAAGGACUAUGAGUGCAAUUAUUGUCAGAACAUAGUUAGAAGUAAUUGCCAGAUUGCCCCCAGUGCAUUGAUACAGUAUUUCUGGUUUUCCAAAUUGUUUAAUUAAGGCUAUGAUAGGAGUUAUGUGCCACCUGAGCUUCUAUAUUAUCCCUACAACCCUGUGCCCCCCGGGCCCCCAACAAUGUGUUGUUAAUGGCCAAUGUAACGUCUUUUCAUCAUACAGUAACAUUUAGUUAGGGGGGGGGGGUAUAUUUUGUUAUUUACAGGUAUUUUGGGAAAUAUUUGAAUGCUCCAAAAGUCUUGUCAUUGAUUUAAUAGCCUUGUAUGCAAAGUUUUAAGUUGGCAAAUAAUCAUAUUACACAAAACGUGGAGUUAAUAGCACUUUAUAAAGUAAUUUAUAAAUAACAAAAAUUUGUAGUUUCGGCAACCAAAUUGUGAAAUACACAGGUUGCAAAAAAAAAACCCAGCAAAAAGCUGUUUUCUUUAUAAUCCAAAGAGUUUAAGAGUGCAUUUCAUCGUGAAAUAUAAAGAUAUAAACGCAUAAAUAAAAUUGAAUAAAAUACCUACCUGUUUUUAUAUUGCUCGCUGGCUCCAAAUAUUAAAGGCAUUCAACACUCAAGAUUUACGAAUACCUUCGAUUGGUUGUUAAUCGAUAGCUUUUCCAAACAUAACAGUGUUUCCUUUGAGUCAUUGAGUGCUUCUCUCAGUCAGCUGAAAGCCUGAAAUAACAGGUUACAGGACAUUUAUGGAUUGCUUGUAAUGGUGGUCUAAACCAUCUUGAUCAUAGCAAGAUAAAUUAUACUGACAUUCCUCAUGCGGACAAGGGAGUUUAUCAGCUAAAAACGCUCUGUGGUGUAUAUUAAAAUAGUCUUUCCUCUUUUGCUGUCAAAUUGUCCGUCAUUUUGUCUCUGUAAUCUGCCAGUCGUUAUUUUUUCCCUCGCCUUCCCUUUUCCCCUUGCGCGCGUCCACAUUUGGUACUGAUCUAUAUAUAUAUAUAUAUAUAUAUAUGGAUAUAUACCUAUUCGUCCCUAUAAAAUUGAAAUUCAAAUAACGACUGGGGACGAGUCUGGUAGUUGCUAUGGACCUCUCGAAAGCGUUUGAUGUGAUUCAACAUGACCUACUUCUGGCCAAGCUCAAGGCCUAUGGUGUAGAAGAGAGGAGUUGUGCGCUGCUCAGGGACUAUUUAUCUGGAAGACAACAAAGGGUUAAGAUUGGCGACACUGUCUCUGCUUGGGCAGAUGUCAGACGUGGAGUCCUUCAGGGAAGUGUUUUGGGGCCUACAUUUUUUAAUAUAUUUAUUAAUGACUUGUUUUACCAUGUCACACAAGCCAAACUAAAUGCUUAUGCAGAUGAUCAUCAAAUAUACCAUUCUGAUAUUGAUCCUGUAGCUUUAGAAAAAUGUGUAUGUGAUGAAGUCGAAGUUGCAAAUCAGUGGUAUCAUAAUAAUGGAAUGAUUGUAAAUGAGACCAAGCAUCAAGCACUAAUUCUUGGCAAAAUUGAUUAUUGCUUCUCUUUCCCAGCCGUAAAAGAAUCAAUAGAUAUGUUUGGUAUGGACAUUGAUAAUAAACUAAAUUUCAAUAAUCAUAUCACAACCGUUUGUAAAAAGAUCAACAAACAGUUCAAUGUCAUGCUAAGAUUUCGGAAUUUGAGUUCAAAAGAUACUCUUUUAAAGCUGUAUAAAGCAUUUAUUCUGCCGAACUUUGACUAUUGUUCAUCGGUAUAUAUGGCACUUUUGCGGUGCACGUAAUACAGACAAAAUAGACGCUCUGAAUAAGCGCAUUCUUAGAUUUAUAUUGCGAGACAAUACUUCUUCGUACAGUAUCUUGCUUAGUAAAGUUGGUUUAAAAUAUUUAUAUACUAAACGCUUACAGAAAUUUUUGAUCAUAUUAUACAAAAGUUUGUAUAUUCCUAAUUAUCCAGGAUAUAUUAGAAAUAUGUUCAAACUACGGGAUACACUAUAUGGUUUACGUGGUAACUACAUCUUAUCGCUACCUCAUUCGAAGACAACGACCUAUGGUUUACAUUCCUUUUCCUAUUUGGCAGCGAAAUUAUGGAAUUCUCUUCCAGACUGUUAUAGAAUGACCAACUUUCUUGACUUUAAACGACGUAUUCUACGUUAUGAACCUUCACAUUAAAUUCUUUUUUAUAUAUACUUUCUAUUUAGUAUUAGUAUUAGUAUUUAUUUAUAUAUUAAUUCAUUAUACUUAGUUACUCGGAGAAAUUAGCUAUGUAAGCUACUCACAAAUUCGAAUAUAAAUAAAGUUUAUGUAUGUAUGUAUGUAUGUAUGUCUACAGUAAUUUUCAUUGAACAAAAUGCCCAAAAGUCUCGACCUUCUCUUUAAAAUAUUUCUAACAUUUUAAGAACCGUUUAGAAUAAGGAAUUACGUCAUUCUUUAACUUUUCUACGUUAAUUUUGGAUACGACCGUAUGAUAUUUAACAGGAUGCAUAAAUUUAAUAGUAUAAUUAUAAUUUUCCCAAACUAAUUUUCCAUCAUCAAACCUACGCCAGCCAUACUUGUCCGGUAGAUACAGCCCCAAAUGAAAUUCCCAUGAACUUUGUAAGUCUAUGAAACUUAUAAUGGUCGGCACUGAAACUUCCAAAAAUACUUGAUUUUUAUGAAACACAGUAGAGAUCCGCUGCCACUGAUCACUGAACUUCUUGGGUACAUAAAAUAGAUCUGACCACGUAUUAAAACAACGCUUUACUCCUUCGCCAUUUGCAAGAUGAGUUUCUAUCAAUUUCGUGACAUUUAUAUAUUUACUUGAGCGAUAUUGUUUAAUGAUUUCUGAGUAAGAGUCUUCACAAGCCUUUGCAGAAUUACUCUUCAUGCUCCACCAAACCCAUCCGGUUAUUAUUGGUCGUUUCCACAUGGUAUGAACUCCAUGUACCACAAAUUUCGCACCCAACCAAAAUUUCUCCUUAUCAAGCUUGUGGAAUGUCCACCAGUUCACAAUCAUGUCGUCAUUUAUGUACAAGUAACCACGGUAAUCAGGAUACCUAUGGAUACAACAACGAAUUAGCAGACACCACUAUACAGGGCGUAUAAAAAAACCUGAACAGAUAUGAAAUUGCUCUCAAUUUCGCAAAACAGCUAUUAAUAUCCAGUUUUUUAUGUAUAUACCUUCUUUGGUUACUUAUAAUGUAGAAUAAUGAAAAAAAAAUUCUGGAACUCAAAUUUUGUGAACCAGGGGAGGUGUCUUUUCCAACAAACUGUAAAUGGCUUCCGCACGAAGUUUAAAAGCCUUAUUCAUAUUUUGAGUCAAUAGCUUGAAAAUAUGUUGGGUUUUCAAUUACUGUACAAAAUUUCAGACAAUUUGGCUUAGUUUAAGCCCCUUUCUAUUCACGCAAACUUACAUUUUUUUCUUAAAAAUCAGCUAUUUGCAUGCUUCAGUGAUUUGGUUUCGUGCACUUCACUUGGUGGAAUUAAUAUUAGAAUGUUAGGGUUUGUAGUCCAAACGAGUAUAUUUUAAGACCUGACUUAAUGCCUUGUGGAAAGGCCUCUGAUUGGACAGUGCUUUAUUUGAAAAUAUGUGACAAAUUAAGGUAUUUCAUUGGUUAAUUGAUAAAAGCAUGCGUUUAAAAUAACAACACAAAAAUUUUCAAUUCAGAGAUUUCCUCAAGAAUCAAGAUUUCUUUCGGGGCAUACAAAUUUUUGAAAGACUUGAAAUAUAAUCUGAAAAACGAUACACCAGAAAUAUAUUGCAAAUAUUUCUCGAUGAAAAGAUUUGUUUUGAAUGCGAAUAAUGCUGAACGGUGAUACAAGGCAAGUCCGGCAAGUCCGGUGUACAAGCUCAGUUCUUGGCGUACAUAUGGCGUAUAUAGUUGUUUACAAAGACAAAGUAUUAAGAGAGGAUGUCCACAAAAAUCAAACAUAAAGCGGCCACGACUGAAAAAUCGAUUUUGCUCAAAUUUUGCCCAGAUAUACCUUAUUAUAUCGGAAAAUGCACCAUAUAUUUUUUUAGCUCAAAUGCUUUUUUAACUUUGAGAAAAUGCCGUUUUAACAUGACCACCCUAAAUCGCCAUUUUUUGGGGGGAAAUAUGCGCUGAUUUUACAGAUAAAUUUCACGACGACAACCGUUUCUAAUCGAUCUAAAACCCUAAAAAUCUUGUUUUUGGUUAUUCAAAGGACUGUGCACAUGACUUACAGGAAAUCUGAGUUACUUUUAGGAAUAGAAAUAAUCGUAGUUUUGGAGCACACUAUCUUACUUCAUUUGCGAUACCCUCUUAACAAAAUCGAUUUUCACCAUGCGAUAAAGCUCCAAAUCGAUCAUGCUUCUACUAGUUGGCUCUUGAAUAAAAAAGCUUUCAAUUGACGUAAAUACUUCUUGUAAAUACUUGGCAAAUGAAUACGCGAUAAACGACAGCGCGUUGAAAUCUUUCGUUUUUGACGUCUUGCAAGUCAAACGCUGUUAAUUUAUACACCGUCGAAGUAAACAAUUUAAUCAAGUAUUCUAAGUAUUUUACCUUUUGAGAAAAAACAUAUUCUUGAAUGGGGACUUUUCACUUUGCUAAGUUUAAAAGUGGUCCAGAAAUCCCAGUAUAUUUGUAAAAAAAUCAUCAAACAUCCAGUAUUUUGAGACAUUGUUGACGGAUGCAUGAUAACUUCAGAUCAUUAUUCAACGUGAUCUACGACCCGCCGACCCGGCCGUUUGACUUUUAAUAGCGCUAACAUAUACAAAUCGAUGAGCUAUUUAAGGAUUAUAUUUGCUACUAAAUUCCCCAAAAGAAUUGGAACUACAACUGCUGUUUUCAGAGGUUUUGAUCCAUUUUGUCCAUAUUAAUGUACCAUUUUAUUUAUCGACUGAUGUUUACAAAUACGUAAGUUAAUUAUUAAGCAGCUGUUAGCGUGCGUGUACAUGUGAAAUGAAUGUUUAUAAUGUUUAUCCAAAUAAGGAGUUUUUAUUUUUAGUUUACCAGCCCUUAUAUUUGAAUAGUCGUUUUCUUUCAAGUUCUUUUCUUUUUAUACUCUGCAAAGUUGAUUCCGAAAUGUUAAGGUAUUCGAAAAAACUAUCGAACUUUUCCAUGAUAUUUACAGAGAAACGUCACAGCUGUAAACCCCCCUCCCCCACCCCCAAAACGAACAUAUGACGUUUCUUGUGGAAAAAUCGAUAUGUGAGGCUUCCCUAAAACUGCAAGGUUUACACUAUUGAAUUAAAAUCCCACAGACCACAACGAUUAUACGUAUUGAUUGUUUCUUGACGAUAGUAGACGCGUACGUGCAUGUUACGGAAGAGGUUAUUUCGCUGGCCUCAGAGUGACAAAAGGUACUCUGGUUCUAGAGGUUUAAAAUAAUAAACCUCUGUUUGAAAGCGGCAAUUAUUUCAUCGAGCCGCGCCAAUCAGCUUGAAUUAGGGUAGAUAGUUAUGAUAAGACAAGGGCGGCGCCAGGGCGGCCCAUGCAGGGAGGCGGCAAAGGGAACAAUUUUCUCCGCGACCCCAGCUCAAGGAAGACAGGCAAAUACAAAUUUGCAAGGCGAUAAAAAGUUUGUCGACGGAGGGGGGUAAUUGUGGUUCACCGGGGCCCCAAGGGUAUAAUUGGCCCUGGGGCCCCAUAUUUCACUGAGCUGGUUUGGGCUGCGCCAGUAUUUCUCCGACGGGGGGAGUCAUCAGGCUCUUUUUGAUCUUUGUCAAUUGGCAUUAAAACCGCAAGAACUACCGACAAGUGACCAGGGCCGGAUUAACGUCGCGCGAGGCCCGUGGCAAAUUUUAGCGCGAGGCCCCCAAACCUCCCCCUUUCUUCUUUUUAUGAAAACCAGUGAAUUUAAAGACACACAAAAGUGUUAAAUAAUUUUUUUCAAUAUUUCAAUUUAUUUGCAUCAAUUAUAAACGAGAUAAUGGCCUGCCUGGCGCAGUUGGUGGGUAUAAACAGGAUCAUAAUAUAACAGCUCAGCGCAACUAAAGAUUAUAUGAACACGAGUAUUGCAUAUUUUCCCGGGACCGUGCUAGGGCGAACUGCCAAGCCUAGGGGCCCUAAAUGCGCGAAGUCCCUAAAUUCGCGAGGCACCUAAAAUGGGUGUAUCCCAAUAGAAAAUGGCCGUGUUCUCGUAAAAAUGGGCGUAGCACAGUAUUAAAGCGCGAGGCCCAUGGCAUUUGCCGUAUUUGGCACGUGGUUAAUCCGGCGUUAAACGAGCAACAAGCUUUCAUUUUCUUUAAACGCGACGUAUGGGGAGACAAUAAUAAUUUGUGAUGUCGCACUGGGCCAAAAUACUUAAUGCUGUAUUUUUGGGUACUAGUACUUGUGAAAUAUAAUAAGAUCAAUAGACAUUAGUGUAUCAAAAUAAAGUAAUUUUACUGAUUAUUUUAACUGUGCAUCAAAGUAAACACACAUUAUUCUAAACUACAGUAUUUGCUAUAUGCCUAUAAUUUGAGUUUGAGGUGGUAGAAUGAUCUGGAAUAUAUAAUAAAAUAACAAAUCCUUGUAUGGAUAAAUGUUCAUUUCACACGCACGCUAUUAACAGCUGCUUAAUAAUUAACUUAUGUAUUCGUAAACAUUUAUACUCGAUAGUCGAUAUGUAAAUACUAAAUGGUACAUUAUAUGGAUCAAUGCAAACUGGAACAAAACAACAAUUGUCAAUUGAAGUUCUAAUUUUGGGAAAAUUAGUAACAAAUAUAAAAUCACUAAACAGCUUAUCGAUUUGUAUGUUUGCGCUAUUAAAAGUAGACAAUAUUGAACAAUGAUCUGAAGUUGUCACGCAACUGACAACAAUAUUAUAUUUCAAAAUACCUGUAUAUGAUGAUAUUUUACAAAUAUCUCGGGAUUUUUGGACCAAUUUUAAACUAAGCAAGGCAAAAAGUCUCCAUUCAAGAAUAUAUCUUCUUCUCAAAAGGUAAAAUACUUAAAAUACUUGAUUAAAUUGUUUACUUCGACGGUAUGUAAAUUAACAGCGUUUGACUUGCAAGACGUCAAAAACGGAAGAUUUCAACGCGCUGUCGUUUAUCGCGUAUUCAUUUGCCAAAAGAAGUAUUUACGUCAAUUGAAAGCUUGCUUAUUAAAGAGCCAACUAGUAGAAACAUGAUCGAUUUGGAGCUUUAUCGCAUGGUGAAAAUCGAUUUUGUUAAGAGGGUAUCGUAAAUGAAGUAAGAUAGUGUGCUCCAAAACUACGCUUAUUUCUAUUCCUAAAAGUAACUCAGAUUUCCUGUAAGUCAUGUACACAGUCCUUUGAAUAACCGAAAACAAGAUUUUUAGGGUUUUAGAUCGAUUAGAAACGGUUGUCGUCGUGAAAUUUAUCUGUAAAAUCAGCGCAUAUUUCCCCAGAAAAAAUGGCGAUUUAGGGUGGUCGUGUUAAAACGGCAUUUUCUCAAAGUUAAAAAAGCAUUUGACCUAAAAAAAUAUAUGGUGCAUUUUCCGAUAUAAUAAGGUAUAUCUGGGCAAAAUUUGAGCAAAAUCGAUUUUUCAGUCGUGGCCGCGAAAUGUCUCAUAUGUUCGAUUUUUACUGACAUUCACUCUUAAAUAUAAACACAACUGGUUAAUAUUGAAAAGGUGCAUUUUAAAGUAAUUAAAAGUUAACUGGCCAAGUAAGACGAAGUUAAACACAUUAAAGAAAAUGCUUUGUCGCGGUCGGUCGGGACAUAAACAUGCAGAUUGUCAAUUUAAUUGUCAAUUAUAAAUUGUCAAUUUCCGUCCGAUAGUUUGUUGUAUUUUAUAUAUUUGUCAGCAAUGUUCGCUGAGUGUCCAAACGCUAGAAUUUUAUCUUGAUUUCGUUAACGCAACAGAUUAUAUUUCAAGUCUUUCAAACCUUUUUAUGCCCCCAACGUGUGCCCAAAGGAAAUCUUGAUUCUUGAGGAAAUCUCCAGAGGGAAAUCUCUGAAUUAAAAAUUUCUGUGUUGUUAUUUUAAACCCAUGCUAAUUAUCAAUUUAUCAAUGAAAUAUCUUCAAGUGUCAUAUAUUAUUCAAAUAAAGCACCGUCAAAUCAGAGGCCUUUCCACAAAUCUGUGGAACUCACAGGUUCUAAAAUUUUCGAUAACCACUGAGUAUUCUAAUAAAAUACAAAAAAAUGGAAACUCCGAAGAAAUAACAUUUAAUAUUUCUUCGGAGUUUCCAUUGUUUUGUAUUUCACAGGUUCUCUCGCGCGCUUUGUCGAGACUAACGUCUGUUAUUUAUUUAUUUAUCUAUUUAUUUAUUUAUAAAAGUUAUUUGGAAACGAUAGCCCUCCAGCUAUUGCUGCUUUUCAAGGGAUCGUUUUAUAUAAACCUAUAAAAUAUUAAUAUAUAUUUACACAAAUAAGUCGUGUUAAAUAAAACAAUAUUGAUAAAUCAUGUUGCAAUACUUGUGAGCAUUAUCAACAGUCUUUUAAUCUAUAGAAAAACAGUUGUCGAUUAAAAUUUUAAAAUCAGUGAAUUGUUGAAAGUUGCUCAUACCCGUUCACGAUGCCAAUGGGUAAGUUGUUCCAGGCACAAGCUUCUCGGUAUGAAAAGGAUCUUUUCAUAAAAUUAGUUUUAUUCUGGAAAUGAAUUAAAGUGGCACUAUCAUUAAAUCUUUUUUCUUUAUAAUCCAGAAAUGUAACGUAUUCUUGAUAUUCUAAUCAAAAUUCAAGGCAAAAUUAUUUCAUCUUCAUGACUUACGAUUCUUAUUUGCCAAUUUUACGACCGCCAUUAAACGCACGCAAUUAAGCGAGAAGGUGCUUUGAAGAGGAUGUGACGUCAUUCACUCAACACGCCGAAUGUUUUUAUUGUAUUUCACUACUAUUUCAACAAUGAUUUUUUCUGACAAAGAAGUUUCAGAAACUUCAGAAAGUGAACAUUCGCAUGGGGGCAAAGUGAGCUGUGAUGAAGAAACGUAUACGGUAACUCAUAUUCAAGCGAAAAUAGUGAUGAAAAGAAGAAACCGAAUCUAGAAUUGUUGUUUGUUGAAAACAUGACUGUUGGCCGGCUUUCGCUCACUAUUAAUAGUGUAACAACAACAGUGUUGAUUGGCUUCCUUGUUUUUACAAACUUACUUUUGAAGUUGAAAGUAAGCCUUGUAAGUUAUAGCUAUAAAUAAUAUUUCAACGCAUGCGUGUAUAUUGGCCUAUUUCUGUAUGUUUAACCACAGCGCCCCAAUCUCUGAAUGGUCUAUAUGUUUUGAAUAUUUGUACAGAAUAUUUAACCGUUAUAGUAUUUAAUAACGAAAUAAUUCAAAAAAUAUUAACAAUAUAUGUACGUAAAAAUAUAUCUAACUUGUUAAUAGAAUGCAUUUGUUGUCUUUCUGAGUCUAAUUGAUGCGAUUGCUUUACGUUUUCGUCGUACUUGAACGGUCGUCAAUACUGACACAGAACGACAUAGGGUAAAAGAAGUAGAAGGCUAACGACUUAUCUGAUAUACUCUCUGACAUCGAGUCCAAUAUCUCUCCUCAGAAUCGUUGCAGAGCAAUAAAUGUCACAUCACUUAAUAGUUGACUCGUCCCCAGUCGUCUCUGUGUUACUCAGUUUAAAGCGCGGGAGGAAGCAGCAAAGAUGGCGGGUGGAAGCAGGAAAUAUGCAGGCGGAUUCCCCCUUUCCUGCGCGUGUGCUCACCGCCUACAUGCCCUUGCUACUUUUCCUGCUUCCGUACGCGAUUGAAACACAGAGACGACUGGGGUUGGCUCUUCUUCGAGAGCGUGUCCUUGGUAAAACUGCGAGUGAAUAGAACCUAAGUGAAUUAGCAACAGGGAAAUUACAGUAAGUGAUAUACACAAUAAUAUAGAUGUAAAGACGAGCUUAUGAUGAAGUGACUGUGAAUUGUGAUUUUAUUAAACUUUAUUAUUCAAUCUUGGACUUUUGUGAAUUGUUGGGUGAAACAACGGAGGCAAUCCCCAACAAAACAAAGUUCGUUGUGUGUCACGGGAAUUGCCCAAAUGGUGAACAAACCAUGUUCUUUCGAGAGGGGAACGUUCAUACUAUUAGGCGAAAAGCGAAAUAGGCCAAUAGACACGCAAGCGUUGAAAUAUUAUUUAUAGCUAUAACUUACAAGGCCUACUUUCAACUUCAAAAGUAAGUUUGUAAAAACAAGGAAGCCAAUCAACUGUUGUUACACUAUUAAUAGUGACCGAAAGGCAGGCCAAAGGUCAUGUUUUCAACAACAAACAAAGAUAGCCAUUUAUUGUCAACAAACAACAAUUCUAGGUUUGAUUUCUUCUUUUCAUCACUAUUUUCGCUUGAAUUUGAGUUACCGUAUACGUUUCUUCAUCAGAGCUCGCUUUCCUCCCAUGCAAAUGUUCACUUUCUGAAGUUUCUGAAUCUCCUUUGUCAGAAAACAUCAUUGUUGAAAUAGCAGUGAAAUACAAUAAAAAUAGGUACGCUAAGCGUACAUGUAUCUGCUCAUGGUGAUUUCACUUUUGCCAAGGCUUCAAUCAACACUCAAUAGCUUGUAAAAAAAUUUAAGGGACUGAUGUUUAACAGUUGACCAGUUAAAUAAAGUUAGAUUUAUAGUAGGUCAGAUGAAAGAAAAAUAAAAUGGCUGAUAUAUAUUCAACUUGCAGAAACUAAUUCCGGCCAUAACGUCACAAAGAUGAUAUUCAAUUUUAUGAUGUUCUUGUUGAAUCAUCUUAAUUUUAUAAUGUUCUUGCAGGGAUGGAUCCAGCAUGAUCUGAUAAAGGGGGGGGGUACUCUGCCCGCUCUGGUGCCGAGUUGUGUCGGUCAUGUGUGCCACCCACCCAUCAACUUGCUUCACUAUUGCAAAGUCUUGCUUGACUACAGUAUUUGAAUUGUAAUUGUUGUUCACAGUUUGCCUAUCAUCAUAUUAUUACUCAAAUUUCUGUAUCUCAUUUUGUUUCUAAUAAUUUUUGCUUAUUAUGAAAAAUAGGACACCCCUCCCGCACCCCCUCUGGCCAAGGCUAAGGGGGGGGGGGGUGCACACCCCACAUCCCCCCAGUAAAUCCAUCUCUGUGUUCUUGUUAAAACAUUUCGUGUUCCAAAUCUUCUUGAUAACUCAUAAUAAACUUUAGCAGGCAUGCGAGAACGUUGUAGAUGCUUAGAAGUUGUCAGGUUAACAGGUGGUGCCAAUAUACAUUUGCAGAGUUUCGAAAGCCUUUUUAUACCAUAAUUGAUACAUAAAAUCAAUAUUUCUGCUGUUUAUAAUUGAUUUAUUUCAUUUUAGAAAAUGUCAUAGUCAGGGUUCAUGGCACACAAAUCAACUGUUUAUGCCUAGUAAAUAUUAUCAAAUAGGUCAUAUAUUGAAAGUCAUUCAUCAGCAACAAAUGAUGACAAGUAUGGAAAUUAGAAGUAUAAUCGAUGCAUAUAGUUCUUGAAUAGAAUGAUAUAAUUCAGCAUACCAGAUCCAUGCAAUAAUAUUUUGUCGUGGAAGAAAAUCCACUAAACAGAAUAUUAUGUUAGUUUUGUACAUUGUGUGCUAUAUUAAAUAAGAUCCCAUUAUGACAUAUGGUUGUUGUUGAUUAUAAGACAAUAUAGUAUGGGAUAGGUGAAGGGGGAUAUAAAUUGCUUAACUGGUGUUCUUGGCAAUGACAUUCAGUUGCAGAAAUCAGGGUGGAUGAAGAAAGGAGCACCCCAUCCAGGAUAUAUAGUUAAUAAUUAUGACUGGUUGCAACUGUUACUAUAAGUAUUGAUAUUCCAAUCUAAAACUGAAUCUCUGCUCUUUAUGCAGCCACUAUUACUUUGCCUUUGCUUUAAUGAAAGCAAUUAUUCAAUGCACACACUGCUAUAAAGUGCUUUAAGAGAAAUGUUUCCAAUAUGUGUGACUUAACUUCUGACUCUGCUAAAUUUGUAUGAAAAUGAUCUAUCAAAGUCUGUAAUGAAAGCAGACACCAAUUGUCUAUAGUUAUAAUCAUUGAUAAAGAAAUUAUGUAACCUUACGAAAUUAUAUAGCCUUCUAUUGGUUUCAUUCAACUAAUUUAUAUUAACUAAGUCACCAAUGAAAAUGUUAAAUUGAAAAGUACAUAAACAUCAACAUCAACACUUACAACUCGAUAUACACCAACAACGGCAACAUGUGGAAGAAUCAUUACUUUCAUAAUUUCAUAAUAGUAUUCUCAAUGCCAUUAGUCAAUAAUUUUCUUGUCCAAAAUUGCAAAUCAUUUCGUUUCCACUGCGUAUUAAAUGAUGAAACCUUUCAAAUGCUUGCCAAAAAUGCACUAUAUCGACAAUUGCCAUAUUCAGACUAGUAAAAUGACGUUGUUUUAAACUGCAUUUUAUGUAUAAUUUUAAUCGUAAAUUCACAAAUCGCCUUUUGUUUCACCCUUUAGUAAGCCGCCAUUUUGAAAUUAGUAUCAUUACGUCAUUUCAUCUAUAAGCUGUCGUUGAUUGGCUAUGAGCACGCUUACAAAUUUCCGGUACGCGCACGAUGGCAAUAUAUCUGCUUCGCAGAUACAAAAACAUUCGGCGUGUUGAGUGAAUGACGUCACAUCCUCUUCAAAACGCCUUCUCGCUUAAUUGCGUGCGUUUAAUGGUGGCUGUAAAAUUGGCAAAUAAGAAUCGUAAAAAGGUCAGGAAGAUGAAAGAAUUUUGCCUUGAAUUUUGAUUAGAAUAUCAAGAAUACGUUACAUUUCUGGAUUAUAAAAAAAAUAAUGAUAGUGCCACUUUAAUAGAAAAAGUAAUAUUUUCCAUUUUCGGUCCUCGAUUGUCGACCCUCGACCUCGACUUUCGACACUCGACCUCGACUUUUGACCCUCGAAACCAAACUUGAGUAUUUGUUUCUAAUUCGGUUUUCUUUUCAGGAAAACAAUUUACAGUAACAUAGAAGCUAAGUAUAAUUCUUUAACGGUCUCAAAAUCUUCAAUUAAUUUUUUUCCUCUAACCACUCAAUUUGAUGGAGGCCAGGCUGCUAUACGACCUAUAUUUCCGACAUAAUUAUUUAUACUAUUCUAAUAGUUAUAACUACAUUGAUAUG
Messenger RNA from Paramuricea clavata, 16781 nucleotides. The record is from the annotation of a GenBank genome assembly. Lineage: Eukaryota; Metazoa; Cnidaria; Anthozoa; Malacalcyonacea; Plexauridae.